AGUCUACAAAAAAGAUAAGAAAACAAUUACAGUUACAGCGCUGUGUGUACGCACACUUUUGAAUAGUUAUUCAACAUUUUUUUUUUUUAUUUUCGUAAUUAAUCAUCGAACAAUGUCUUUAAAGUGGAUUUUAAUAACCACAUUGUGUUAUUUAUUUAUUAAUAUUUCUAAAGCAACACCUCGUAACGCCAUUUUGAUGUUAGCUGAUGAUGCAGGAUUUGAAAUGCGUUCAUACAGAAAUAAAAUUUGCCAGGCUCCAAAUUUAGACAAAUUAGCUAAAGAAGGAUUGAUAUUUAAUAAUGCUUAUACUUCAGUUAGCAGCUGUUCGCCUAGUCGGUCAGCAAUAUUAACCGGUCUACCGAGCCACCAGAAUGGUAUGUACGGAUUACAUCAAGGCGUCCAUCAUUUUCAAUCAUUUGACAAUGUUCAGAGUCUUCCGAAAUUGUUGAAACAAAAUAAUAUUCGAACAGGAAUAAUUGGAAAAAAACACGUCGGUCCUAAUGAGGUAUUUUCAUUUGAUUAUUCACAAACUGAAGAAAACAACUCAAUACUACAAGUCGGUCGUAAUAUUACUAAAAUCAAGCUGCUAGUUCGUGAAUUCUUGGCAGAGAGCAAAAGAACAAAUCAAUCCUUUUUUCUUUACGUAGCUUUUCAUGAUCCGCAUCGUUGCGGCCACACUAAUCCAGAGUACGGUAAUUUCUGCGAGAAAUUCGGAAAUGGAGAUGUAGGAAUGGGCACUAUACCCGACUGGAGUCCUAUAUACUAUCAAUGGGAGCAGGUCCAACUUCCAUACUUUGUCCAAGAUACAGAAGCUGCAAGACGCGAUAUAGCGGCUCAAUAUACGACUAUUUCACGACUUGAUCAGGGUGUUGGGCUAGUCUUGAAAGAACUUGAGGACGCUGGAUUGAAAGAUGAUACUCUGGUUAUCUAUACCUCUGACAACGGGAUACCUUUUCCUAAUGGUCGUACUAAUUUGUACGAUCCCGGUAUGGCUGAGCCGAUGAUUAUUUCAUCACCGUAUCAUAAAGAUAGAAGGAAUCAAGUUACUUAUAGUAUGACUUCACUUCUUGAUAUCGCUCCUACUUUACUAGAUUGGUUUAAUGUAAGUUAUCAAGCGGAUCCUUAUAAUUAUGAUAUUCAUGAGAUAAAGUUGACUGGUAAAUCUCUCUUACCGCUUUUAAUUGAAGAACCUGUAGAAAAAGAUGGAAUAGUAUUUGCAAGUCAAACUCACCACGAAAUAACAAUGUACUAUCCAAUGCGUGUCGCUAGAACUAAACGAUACAAAUUGAUUCACAAUUUGAAUUAUCGAAUGCCUUUCCCAAUUGAUCAAGACUUUUAUUUGUCUCCAACUUUUCAAGAUUUACUAAAUCGAACUCGCUCAAAUAUGCCGCUGAGGUGGACUAAAAGCUUAAACACUUAUUACAAUAGACCCGAAUGGGAAUUAUAUGACUUGAAAUAUGAUCCGGAAGAGUUGAAUAACAUCAUUAAUAAAUCAUCCAGCCAGCCGAUUUUCAAAGAAUUGUCAAUGAAAUUAUUCGACUGGCAAAAAGUAACUAAUGACCCGUGGAUUUGUGCCCCUACCGGGGUUCUCGAGCCUAUCGACGGGGAUAAAAAUAAUUUAGGAUGUAUGUCGACUGAUUUUUAAAUCCUAAAUCAACUAGUUGACAUGAGCUAUAAUUCAAGCUCGGAUUAAAUAUUCAUUGUGCAAUUAAUCGAACAAAUAAUUGAACAACAAAGUUGUCAUUUGAUUAUACUUACUAUAUUAUAACCUCAAGGUUAUAGACUAGAGGCUGUGGUAUUUUUCAUGUCUCUUUCAUAUUUUAUAAUAACUUCGCUUAGUUUGCGGACGUAGUCUGCUGACUUAUUGGCUCGUUUUUCAGCUUUUUCAAAAUCCAGUGAUAGUUUUUCGAGCUAAAAAAUAUAAUCAAUUAAUACUCAUUUAUUUUUUA
Molecule: messenger RNA, 1949 nt
Organism: Cotesia glomerata
Lineage: Eukaryota; Metazoa; Arthropoda; Insecta; Hymenoptera; Braconidae
Gene: Sgsh
Product: N-sulphoglucosamine sulphohydrolase
Exons: 6
Coding region: 113-1645 (510 amino acids)
Biological process (GO): glycosaminoglycan catabolic process; heparan sulfate proteoglycan catabolic process
Molecular function (GO): N-sulfoglucosamine sulfohydrolase activity
Source: RefSeq, a predicted model, not a curated record